GAUUUACUCCUCACUUCUCUUCCUCUUCUUCUCUCCACCCCUCUGCACUACACAGGGGCAAGCUUUAGAUCAGCUCACACAGCUAAUCUAUACUGUAAGAGCCAAAAGCUCUAGCUGUGGAGCCAAGUUCCUGGGAAGUUUGGGAGUCACCAUGGUGGAGAGCAUGGACAUGGAGCAGCAGCAGAAGCGUUACUGCAUCCGCGGUAAGCAUGUAGCCAUCAUCUGUGCAACAGUGGUGGUGUGCUCUUUGGCGGUGGGCCUCGGGGUGGGUCUUACCAAGUCGGGGACAAGCACUACUACUACUCCCUCUACGCCAGCCCCCACAGCAGGGCCUACCAUUCCACCCCCAGCUGGCAGAGGGCCCUGCUUGCCUUCCACAGAUUCCAAUGGGGACUGGAAGAACUUCCGUCUGCCCAGCUAUGUGAACCCGGUCCACUAUGACCUGCACCUGGAGCCAGACCUGGAGGACGACACCUACACAGGCACUGUGGACAUCCACGUGGAAGUCAGCAAGCCCACCCGUCAUCUGUGGCUUCACAUUAGGGAGACAUUUGUCAGCGCUAUACCCAGACUGAGGAUGCAGGGGGGAAAGGCGGGCCAGAGGGAGAUGGCAGUGAAGGGCUGCUUCGAAUACGUAAGUCAGCAGUACGUGGUGGUGGAGGCCACGCAGGAGCUGCCUGUCACCGGCCCAGGAGAGGUGUACGUGCUCAGUUUGGACUUCCAGGGCUUUCUCAACGGAUCUGUGGUGGGAUUCUACCGGGUCAUCUACAUCGAGGAUGGGGACACAAAAAAGAUUGCUGCAACUGAUCAUGAACCAACCGAUGCACGCAAGUCAUUUCCCUGCUUCGAUGAACCAAACAAGAAAGCAACCUACAACAUCUCCAUCACUCAUGAUGAUAAGUAUGGAGCUCUGUCCAACAUGCCACCUCAGGGUACCCCUGAACAACUGCCUGGCAAUAAAGUGAAGACCUCCUUUGAGAAAUCUGUUCCAAUGAGUACUUAUUUGGUGUGUUUUGCUGUGCACCAGUUUAGCCAUUUGGAAAGAACUUCUGCCAAAGGAAUUCCUUUGAGAAUCUACGCCCAGCCAAGUCAGUUAAAAACUGCAGAGUAUGCAGCUAACACAACCAAGGUCAUCUUUGACUACUUUGAAGAAUAUUUCAACAUGACUUACUCGAUCCCAAAACUUGAUAAGAUAGCCAUCCCUGACUUUGGUACUGGUGCCAUGGAGAACUGGGGCCUGAUCACCUACCGGGAGACCAACCUUCUGUAUGAUGAUAAGCAGUCGUCAUCCUACAACAAGCAGCGAGUGGCCAGUGUCAUCGCCCAUGAGCUGGUCCACCAGUGGUUCGGGAACAUUGUGACCAUGGAUUGGUGGGAUGACCUCUGGCUGAACGAGGGCUUUGCCAGUUUCUUUGAGUACGUCGGUGUGGAGAAAGCUGAACCCAACUGGGGCAUGCGAGACAUCAUGAUCAUCAGUGAUGUGCUUCCUGUCAUGGUGGACGACGCCCUCCUGUCCUCUCACCCCAUCAUCGUGGAGGUGUCGACCCCAGCGGAGAUCACCUCUGUGUUUGACGGCAUCUCAUACAGCAAGGGAGCAUCCAUUCUCAGGAUGUUGGAGGACUGGAUGGGCAAAGACUUGUUCAGAGAUGGAUGUCGCAAAUAUUUGAAAGACUACCACUUCCAGAAUGCCAAAACAGCAAACUUCUGGACAUCUAUGGCCGAAGUGAGCGGGUUGCCGGUUGCAGACGUGAUGGACACAUGGACCAAACAAAUGGGUUAUCCUGUGCUGGAUCUGACUGUCACAGAGACGGACGCCAAACUGAGCCAGAAGAGAUUCCUCCUGGAUCCUAAUGCUAAUGCCAGCACAACCCCUUCACCUCUGGGGUACAAGUGGACAAUUCCAGUCAAAUGGCACUCUGUGAAAAGCAACAAAAAUAUGUCGGAAAUAUUUUACAAGAGCGCCACAGAGAUGGUCGUCAAAAACUAUUUGGCCUCAGAGGACGGGCUGCUGAAGGUUAACAAUGAUCACAUUGGAUUCUACAGAGUUAACCAUGACAACCUUAUGUGGAACGCUAUCAGUGAACAGCUUCAAAACAACCACCUGGAAUUAGAUGCAGCUGAUCGCACAAGCUACAUCGAUGAUGUUUUUGCUCUUGCCAGGGCGAAUGUCAUAGAUUAUGGUAAUGCCUUCAACCUGACGAAGUACCUGAAAAAUGAGACGGACUACAUCGUGUGGGAGCGCGUGUCCUCCUCCAUCGCAUAUGUCCGGGACAUGCUCUCAGACAAAGAGUUCUACCCAAAGUUCCAGCAACUGUUCCGUGACCAUGUUAAAGCCAUCACAACACAACUCGGAUGGGAGGAUAAUGGAUUACAGACGGAGAGGUUACUGAGGGAGACUGUGCUCAGCAUCUCCUGUCAGAUGGGGGAUGAGGCAUCUCUGACUGAAGCCUCUCGCAUUUUUGACCAGUGGAUUAGUGGCAGUCUAAGCAGUGUAGCGGUGAACCUGAGGCUACUGGUCUAUAAAUAUGGCAUGAAGAAGUCUGCUGACGCAACCAAGUGGAACACAAUGUUCAUUAAGUACAAAAGCACUACUCUAGCUCAGGAGAAAGACAAGCUGCUGUAUGGACUGGCAUCUGUGGAGAACGUGGAACUCCUCUACAAGCUGCUGGAGGCCACUAAAGAUGAGAGUGUGGUCAGGAGUCAGGAUCUCUUCACUGUGGUGCGAUAUGUGUCCCUCAAUCCACUGGGGCAGGACAUGGCCUGGGAGUGGACCACACUCAACUGGGACUACCUGGUCAACAGGUACACCAUCAAUGACCGGAACCUUGGUCGCCUUCUGGGUCAAAUCACAACCCGCUACAACACAGAGCUGCAGCUGUGGAAGAUGGAGCAUUUCUUUAACAAAACAAUGGAUGCUGGUGCUGGAGUGAUGCCCAGGCAACAGGCGCUGGAGACAGUGAGGAACAACAUUGAGUGGAUCAAGACCAAUGAGAACGAGAUCAGCGCGUGGCUGCAGAAUAACAGCCUCUAAAGCUGCACCAGUGUACAACCCUGCAGGGACAUACAUAUGGCCUAUACCAUUCACUUCAUGAAGAGCGAGGCUGGGAUUGGUUAGUGUUCUAUUUAAGGGCCAAAGACAGGGCUGCUGAUCUGAAUUAAGAUUGAAAACAGAAAAUCAAAACCAAUUUCCAACAAUCCAAGUUUCCGUUCCCAAGUCCCAUUUUGCUAAUUGCCAGACUUUAUAUUAUAUUUAAAAUGUCCCCUUCACUGCUGUCACAAUCAUUUAUGCAUCUAAGGUGAGUUAAGCUUGGGUUCAAAACAAGUAGAGUUCUUGUCUGUCUAAUAUUUACUGAAUGAGUUUUUGAUACUGAUGCUAUGAUAUAGUGAUGACAUAUUUUUCCAGUCCGACUCGGAAGUUAGCAUUGCAAGGGCUCCCUCGAAUAAAGCCAAGUUCUUUUUUCCUUCAAUUAUGGAAUAUUGCCACAAACAUCUCUGUGGCAAACACAUGUUUAUGAUGUUUACAUGUUUUUUUAAGCAGGAUAGUCUCCACAUAUUACAUGUUUUUUAAUAUAAGUUGAAGCUUAAAUGGCUAAGGUAAAAAGCUAACGGAAUGCUAAAAACAAACUACAUGACAGUUGCAUGACUGCACAUCACCACCGACGCUAAGCUAAAGACAGCUAAUGAUCAACAUGGUAAUGUUUAGAAGUCUCAUUUUGCCACUUUUUAGCAACCGGCAAGACCUCACCAGUGGGCUACCGUAGAACAAAAUGUGAACAUCUCGUAAGUUUGUGUUCACUGCAGAUAUUACUCCAGGCAUCUAACUACAAACACAGUCAAAAAACUGACUGCGAGGCGAGGGAACCCAGCAGUGCUAACUCAUUCCUGUACCACUUUAUUACAGUUCAACAUCACCAGUGUUCUCCCAUCAUCUGGCCGCCCAGUGUACCUUGAAUGCAGCCUUUUCUCUCUCUAGUUCUACUCACUUUGUCCUUUUUAAUUUCUUCCUGAUCUCGUGGUUAUCACAUAGAGGAUAAUGAUACAGCCUUUUCUCCUCUGUGUCCAUGAAUCACUUUUAUUAUAAAUUCUAUAUAUUUUUGUAAAUGGUUGUAAUUUUCCAUUACCAGCACAGAGUGCAGCUAUGGUCCCACAGACCCACAUAUAAUAUAUUAUGAUGCAUUCUGCCUUAGUACACACCACUCUCUAUGCAUUUGUGUGUUUUUGUAUUGGUGAGUAGAAAUGGAGAUGAAGAGUUUAAUGAAUAAAUAUUUACUACAAUG
Eleginops maclovinus (Patagonian blennie) is the source of this 4277-nucleotide messenger RNA. It is a transcript of the gene enpep, whose product is annotated as glutamyl aminopeptidase. Gene Ontology annotation, molecular function: metalloaminopeptidase activity; zinc ion binding; peptide binding. The coding region runs from base 152 to 3031 and encodes 959 amino acids. Gene Ontology annotation, cellular component: plasma membrane; cytoplasm. The record is from RefSeq and is a predicted model, not a curated record. Lineage: Eukaryota; Metazoa; Chordata; Actinopteri; Perciformes; Eleginopidae. The transcript is spliced from 20 exons. Gene Ontology annotation, biological process: regulation of blood pressure; proteolysis; peptide catabolic process.